Molecule: messenger RNA, 663 nt
Organism: Sporisorium graminicola
Lineage: Eukaryota; Fungi; Basidiomycota; Ustilaginomycetes; Ustilaginales; Ustilaginaceae
Exons: 1
Coding region: 1-663 (220 amino acids)
Source: RefSeq, a predicted model, not a curated record
AUGGCAUCUCCAAGCGUCGAUCCUACUUACGGUACCUCGGCUGCAGCGGAUGGACCAUCUUCCAUCGCGUUUGCUGAUACGUCGUCAAGGACAAGACCUGUACACGUAGGACGGGAGAGGGUGACUCCAGUACAGCUCGACCAAUUCUUCGGCAACAAGCUUGUCGAUACUCGCCAUCCGAAUGUGUGGAAGCUGCCAGACCAAACCAUAGUCGCGUCUUCAUCCUGGUUCGACGAAUCCUACCUGACCUUCGCUGGCUUCGGGCCCGGAAGUUCGAAACCCAUCUGGAAAGACGGCUUCAAGGUGAUCAAGUCAAACGCAGAGAUCGAGGCAAUCUGGCAGAAUCGAUGGAGGCUGUUCAGAGCUAGGGUCACUGCAUACAAAGUGACGUUCGAAGAGCCAGGCCAGGGCCCGGCGGGAGAAGUCCUGAUUCGCUUCUUCACCAACGACAUCCGUCAUCCCGACUUCGAUGUCCCCGAAAAUUCGAUAGCCGUCUUCCAGUCCGGCGGCGGCGGCAGAGCGCUCGCCUUCCUGGGCCUCUACCACUGCCCCAAAACGAUGUUCGACAAGAUGUACGCCCUCCCAACAACGCAACCUUUCAAAGUACUUGUCUCAAAUGAAAAUAGGGGCAUUAUUUUGGUCCCCCAGCCUCGCACUGCUUAG